Messenger RNA from Parasteatoda tepidariorum (common house spider), 1865 nucleotides. It is a transcript of the gene Paip1, whose product is annotated as Poly(A) binding protein interacting protein 1. Gene Ontology annotation, molecular function: translation activator activity; RNA binding; protein binding. Gene Ontology annotation, biological process: regulation of translational initiation. NCBI's taxonomy places the organism in Eukaryota, Metazoa, Arthropoda, Arachnida, Araneae, Theridiidae. The record is from RefSeq and is a predicted model, not a curated record.
GAAGACAAUGGAAUAUUAGAGUUUGUUAUUGAAAAUGUGGCAUCAAUUCCGUAAAUGCAGUUAGUUUUAGAUUUAGGGCUCUAAGUAUUUUCUUAAAAUUUAAAUAUUUUAUUAUAUUAAAACAUAAUUAAAAAAUGGAUCAAAAUGACGGUACGCCCACUGGGUAUGGGCGUGGACGGCCUGUAGAUACUUCAGAACUUCGCCGUCCUCUAUCAUAUUCCACGUACGCAAGCCCAGAAUAUGUACCAACAGAAGGUAGCAAUACAAAUGGAAUGUACCCGGAAACGUCAUGGCACAAUUCUGCUCGCGACAUGAGUUAUCUUGCAUCGCCAUCUGGUGACCAUGUGAGAUCGCCUCAAAAUCAUGGUGUCUCAAUUAGUAAUCCUGUUGAUAAAGAUGGCAAAGCUUCAAAAUUGUCCCCUUAUGCUAAAGAAUUUGUUCCUCGUAAUUUCAGACCUGAACCUAGAAUAAUUGCUGCUGAGAUUCCUGAUGAACCUAUUAUAGAUCCUUUACCAGAUUCAUACCCAGUGCAAGAAUUAAGAUCAUUUUUGAAUGAUAUAACAAUGAACCCUGGAAAAUUUGAAAGAAAAAUUGGACCUUUAACUGAUACUUUAAAUAGUAUGGUGGAUGAUGAUGAUACUAUGCGAGCAAUUGUUAAUAUUAUUUUUGAUGAAUCUGUUAGGCAGCCUAAUUUGCGUUACAGUGGUGCUAGAUUAUGCAAGUCACUAUGUAAUGACCUGGAUGCAUCUCCUGAUCGCCUCAACUUCCGAUCUGUUCUUUUAACUAGAUGCAAUCAAGAAUUCAAACGUAGAGAUGCCCUUGCUCAAGCUGAAGAUGGUGGUACCUACUUAAGAGGAUUUGCUAUAUUUAUGGCAGAGCUCUUUUCUCAGUUGGAGGUAAUGAAGCAAAGAGUUACAGUACUUGGAGAUAGCCUACCAAAUCUUAUUAAAACUAUUUUAAAUUUUUCAUCUUCAGACAACUUAAAGUGUGCCUGUCAAAUUCUUAAGCUUGUAGGUGCAUAUUUGGAAGAUUAUGAAAGAGCCAAACAAGUAAAUAAUGGAACUGCUCCAGAAAUGGAUGUGAUAAUGUUCACAUUAAAGAACUUGGCAAGCAACCAAGAAUUUACUCGAAAUAUCAGAGAUAUGAUUAAUAGUGUUAUAAAGCUUCGUGAAAGUGAUUGGGGACGAUCAUCACACACUACUGAGAACUCUGGUUACGAAACAGCUCCCCCAACAUCAUUAGAUGAGCCUGUCAUGUAUGGCCCUGAUGGGAAACCUAUGACUGCUGAUGAAUUAAUGUUUUUACAAUCUCAGUAUGCUAGUGGUAACUUAACUCCAGAUGCUGAUGAUUAUGACUUAUAUAAUGAUGAUGUGGGAGAUGAACUGUCUGAUGAAAUAUCUGAAGCUUAUGAAGUUUUCCUUAGAGACCAGCAAGCAUUGAGGCAUUGAAACAGUUGUGUUUACGUUUCUUCUGUCGUUUGGUGUAAAUUGUUUCCCCCUUUGCACAACUACAUGACUUAACCAUUCUCUUUCUAGACCAACUGGCUGGUUCUUAGUAAACACUGGAAGUGAUAGUAGAGUGUAGAACAUCACUUUCAGAUGAAGUAUUAACUUCCAUCCAUUUGUAGGAGGUUUUGCUUUUUCUAUUGUAUAUUCAUUAUCAAACACUUCUGCAUUUCUGUUAAAUGUCUUUGAAAGCAUUUGAUUAUUCCUCUCGGAUGGAAAAAUAAAUAAGCUGUUCAGGAAGCCGGAUAGCAGCUAAACCGUUGUUAUAUUUGGUCACAUUUUCUUGGCAAUUGAACUGUAGUUAAUGUUUGAAUGAACCGGGGUUUAUAAUAUCUGUUAGAGAAAAAUAUACUGCGGAAA